Molecule: messenger RNA, 2068 nt
Organism: Rhagoletis zephyria (snowberry fruit fly)
Lineage: Eukaryota; Metazoa; Arthropoda; Insecta; Diptera; Tephritidae
Gene: ICA69
Product: islet cell autoantigen 1-like protein
Biological process (GO): regulation of transport
Cellular component (GO): Golgi apparatus
Molecular function (GO): protein domain specific binding
Source: RefSeq, a predicted model, not a curated record
AUCACAACAGCAGUUUCCUACACUCAUUUCCGCCAAGUAAAUAAUUGCGCAUAGGACGAUUUAAACCAUAAUUAAAAAAAAGCGAAAGAAUUUAAAAUCUUAAUAUGAUAUCGGUGGAAUGCUUAAAAUAUGGUAUCACGUUAGAUAUUUUUUGGCUUUAAUUUAUUUGGGCGCAGGCGCCGUGGAAAUAAUUUCAUUCAAUGACAGCAGCGCAGAUAGCAAAAUUUCACAUAGACGACGACAAAGGUGAUUUUUUGUGCAAAAAAAAAUCAACAACUAUGCUGCAUCAUCAAUUUUGGAUAACGAAAAAAACGGUGCAACGUAAACUUGGCAGUAAAGAAGAUGAAUACAUUAUAUCUUCGGAUGCAGAUCUCGAUGCAAAGAUCGAGGUGUUCAAGUCCAUAGCUAGCACCAGCUUUGAAUUGGGAAAAAUCAUUGACCAGCUGCAGGAAAGAUUGUGCAUUUUGUCACAGGAAGAAUGUGUGUUCGGACGUUUUCUCAAAGAAGUAGGCAAACGCAGCAAGACCACCGGCCAGAGCAUCACAAAUACGGGCAAGGCUGUCUCGUACAGUGGACAACAGCGUAUGUGUGUGCGUGUGCCAUUGUUACGUUUACAUCAUGAGGUGGAAGUGUUUCGUAGUAGAGCCGUACGUGAUACACAGGCGACCUUACAGGCAAUGGAAAAAGAACGUACUGAAUAUCGUGCCGCGCUUUCGUGGAUGAAAUCUGCCAGCACGGAAUUGGAUCCAGAUACGGGAAAAGGUUUGGAUAAGUUUCGCACGGCACAAACGCAUGUACGAGCAGCUAAGCAAAACUUCGAUAGCAUCUCAAUGGACUCCAUACAGAAAAUCGACUUAUUGGCCGCGGCUAGAUGUAAUAUGUAUUCACACGCAUUGGUUUCUUAUAUGAGCGAAUUGAAGGAGUUUGCACAAAAAACAGCAAGCACAUUUGAAACAAUCUCCAAGACUUUGCAGCAAAAACCUAGAUAUGACUUUUGUGUGUUAAAGGAGCUGACGCAAAAUGAGGGUGAAGUCGAUGAAGAGAAGAUAGAUGAAAUUGUGGCGUUGGAUAAAGAUCAGUCGCUUUUUUUUGAGAGUGAAUAUAGCGAUGAAAAGGAUAAAAAGAUGCAUGUGCAAGAUGCUAAAAUUGACAUACUCGAGACCGCUCUUGCGAACGAUAACACUUUAAUUGAACUAACAUCAAAUGUCGAUGACGAGCUCAUAAUAUCAUCCGAGCCACCUGCCCAACCAAAUCAAAGCAUUUGGUCUGGGCUGUGGCCCCUUGGGCAGGUUUUAGGGAGCAGUAACAACACCAACAAAUCCAAAACUAGCGAAUCCACAAUAGUUCCAACAGCUCAAAGUUUGAAUACAGCAGAGAAUGCAACCACUGAGUUUACUAAAACAACGAAAUCGACUAAUUGGAUGGAUCUAUUCGCAGAGUUGGAUCCUUUAGCCAAUCCAGAGGCUUUUGAUUUAAAGCUUAGUGGUGGACGUUUAAAUGCGCAGCAGAUAUAAAUUGUUUAAACAAAAGAUGGAGCUCUGUUUGUGCAUUGCCGCUAGAUAGCAAUGGUUCAAAAUGAUUUUCGAUAAUUUCUUAUUGUUUUGAAAGUCUAUUGAAAUGAACUUUUUUAUAGGAAAAAUGCUAGAUAGGUAUACGCAUUCCUUUUAUUAAAUUCGCCUUUGAUAAAUUUGUGGCGCAAAAGUGUAUCGUGAAAAAUGAGUUUCAGAUAAGCAAGUAGGAUGUGCUGAGGAAUGCAUCAAGCCAAAUCAUCAGUCUCUUUUAUUUCUAAACUAUAAUUGAUAGAAAUGCCUGAUGUACCAAUUCGUCAUUUAACUGAUUACGCAUAUUGGACAAUUGCAUCAAUUGUAGUUUAGAAAUGAAGUGACUGAUGCUUUGGCUUGAUGCAUUUCUGGACACAUGCGUAGAUAAAGUAAGGAAACCAGUAAUUGUAUCGGCUGUAAGUAAGCAGUUUUAUUUUUAUUGUAAGCGACAUUAAAACUUCAUUACGUGCUGAAUUGUCACCAUUAAAGUACAAGCAUAAUGCGCCAUUAAUCACAAUUCUAUUUCU